Messenger RNA from Coniosporium apollinis CBS 100218, 1008 nucleotides. RefSeq lists its product as uncharacterized. Bases 1 to 1008 code for a protein of 335 amino acids. Gene Ontology annotation, biological process: response to oxidative stress. The transcript has 3 exons. NCBI's taxonomy places the organism in Eukaryota, Fungi, Ascomycota, Dothideomycetes. Gene Ontology annotation, cellular component: nucleus. The record is from RefSeq and is a predicted model, not a curated record.
AUGGCGUCCACCUCUGAAACCCCUUCCUCCCCCGUACCGGACACCUCGCAUCACGCCCGACCGCCAAACUUAUCCUCCGGCUCCUUCUUCACUUACCCAGUCACCUACGCCGUAUCCGGGCUCCUCCGCCGCCUAUCUACCGAACCACUUCUGCCAAAACUGAUGUCCUCCAACCCCCCAUCCCUCGACAGCUCCCUCACCAUGGAAGGCGUAUACACGCCACCGCGCCGGUACGCCUCGCCCUUCCAGCCGCCACCACUUACGCCCUUGACGCUUGAGGGCUACAAACCCGGCACGAAAGACUCGGCAAAGCUUCUAUCCAGACAGCUGGCAGAGGAGAUAAGGUUGCUGGUUCCGCCGCGGCUGCAGCUCGUCGACGAGUGGAAGCUCGCAUACAGCCUGGAGCAGAACGGCGUGAGUCUCGCGACGCUGUACAAGAGCUGCGAGGAGUAUCGCGGGAAGCGCGGAGGUUACGUCCUUGUAGUGCGAGACAGUGGCGGUGCUGCCGGCCCUGUUCAGAUUUUUGGCGCAUAUCUCUCCGACCCGCCCCGCCCACACCCCCACUUCUACGGCACAGGCGAAUGCUUCCUCUGGCGAUCCUCCGUGCUCCCGGCACUCCCGGACCUGUCCUCGCUGCCUCCUCCGCCGUCCGCGGACACGACGUACGCGCAGCGGCAUACGACGAUCGGGGUUCCGAAGAGCACGAAUGGCAAUAGCGCGCUAAGUCCGCCGGCUAGCAAUGGGGGUAGCAGGAGCGGGACGAGCACGCCGGAAAGAAUACGGUUUAAAGCGUUUCCGUACAGUGGAGUCAAUGAUUAUAUGAUCUUUUGUGAGGCGGGGUAUUUGAGUCUUGGGGCUGGGGACGGCCAUUACGGACUGUGGCUGAACGAUAAUCUGGAGAAGGGCGUCUCGAACUCAUGUCCGACGUUCGGAAAUGAACCGCUCAGUGAUGAGGGUACGAAGUUCGGGGUAUUGGGGGUGGAGUUAUGGUACCUUGGGGCAGAGUGA